AUGCAUAGACUUAGAAAAAGAGAUCCUGAUAGAUUUUCUAAUGGUAUUGGUAUUUGUUUAUGGAUAAUGGCAAUUUCCGAUUUGUUUUCUUUAAUUUCAACUGUAUUUUAUUUAUCACCUCAUAUAUGGAUGCCAUAUAUGAAUAUUACUUUUGUAAGUGUACUUUGUAAAUGUAUUUUUUUUAUCAUGAAAACAGCCUACAGUCAAUCAAUGUGGGUAUGGUUAUUGAUGUCAGGAUUACGUUAUACCGCCGCUUAUCGCCCUCUUAAAUAUACAACAUUAUGGAGAAUUCCAAUUAUUGUAAUGACUUCAACAUUUUCCGGAGUUUCAUUUCUUAAUGUAUGGUUAUUUUAUAACAUAUCUGCGUCAUCUGAAACUUGUAUUAAUACUAUUCCUAAUAUAAAUAAAUAUUACGAAAUUGCAUAUGUUUUUAUAUCUUAUGGAAUCCCAACAAUAUUUAUAUUUUAUAUGGAUAUAGCUGUUCUUUUUUGUAGAUCAAUGGCAUCAAAAACAUCUGAUUCAUUACUUGAUUCUGUUGUAAUAAGACCAGAAAAAGAAAGAAAAAAAUCUGUUUACAAAAUCUUAAUAAUUAUUGUAACAUGUUUAACAUUAAAUACACCAGAAAAUAUAUUUCGGAUUAUAGAUAAUUUCGAUAUAAUAAUUUAUGAAAAUAAUGAUUGGUUAAUUAGUUCCGUAAGAGCCAUUUCAAAGUUAUUUUUCUUUUCACAGUUUUCAUUUAAUGCUUUUUAUCUUACUACAUUUGUUUAUGAUAAGAGUAUAAAUACAAAAAAUAAUUCGUCAAGACAAUUAAGUAUUUCUGUUAGAGCUAGAAUUGAAGAAAGUGGUCAUUUAAUUAGAGAAAGAAGUUCAACUAUAGCAGCAGGAAGAGUUCUAUCAUCAACAUUAACAGUUACAGUACCAAGAAACGCAAGUUUUUGUAUCGCUGAAUCACAAUUGAAAAAAAAAAAUUGCAUUUAA
Messenger RNA from Strongyloides ratti, 978 nucleotides. Its product is annotated as G protein-coupled receptor, rhodopsin-like family and GPCR, rhodopsin-like, 7TM domain-containing protein. The record is from RefSeq and is a predicted model, not a curated record. NCBI's taxonomy places the organism in Eukaryota, Metazoa, Nematoda, Chromadorea, Rhabditida, Strongyloididae. The coding region runs from base 1 to 978 and encodes 325 amino acids. Gene Ontology annotation, cellular component: membrane. The transcript has 4 exons.